Molecule: messenger RNA, 189 nt
Organism: Clunio marinus
Lineage: Eukaryota; Metazoa; Arthropoda; Insecta; Diptera; Chironomidae
Source: the annotation of a GenBank genome assembly
AUGAAAGCCCUCAACAACAGUCAGCAAAUACUUUCAAAAGAAUUUCAAUGUAAAGUAUCGUCGUCGAUGACGUUGAUGAAUGCUCAAUGUCGUUCUAUACUCGAGGAACAUGAUAUAAAUUUAAUUUAUUUGCAUGCAUAUCUUGGUUGUACGAUCGCAUGGCAAUAUUGCUUUGCUACUAUUCUCUGA